UCCAUCGGAAUAUCAACAUCAGCCGUUUCGUCCAAUUCCAACAUCCUUCGUAGUUCACUGCGUGCCAGUACUGCCAGUGCGUGCUAUUGUGAUCUUACUAUUGCGGCAUUGCAACAGACAUUUGGAAAAAGUUACCCGAUACUAGCAGUAGAGAAUUGACUAGUAGUUAACUCCUCUUGUACGGUUUAUCAUUUGUCGUAUUACAUUUUACCGUCUGCAGUAACAUUUGUAUUGAGUUAAUAUGAGGAAUCUCGGUUUAUAUCUUUCUAUUUUUCUGCUAACGUGGAAAAUCGUGACAUGCGAAGAGAAUGAAGCCGAAGACCCGGUGUCUAUGACCAGGCACAACGAAGACAAAAAAGACACAUAUUUCGUGGAUCCAUACUCGUUUGAUUACGAUAGAGCAAACAAAAAGAUGGCCAGCGGGCAAGUGGUUCAGUUUCCACGAACUGAAAAAAAUUUUAUCAACGACGAUCAAUGUCAGCGAGACUUGAAACAGUGCAAAGAUACCCUUGAGAAGAUUGAACUUGAUGGACUCUUUGCCAAGCGACUUAUUAAUCUGUUGCUUUCAAAUGUUAAGUUUAAGGAAAAUGGGGAGCUGCUGAGUGGUUCCAUAUUUCUAUCUGGAACCAAAGAACAAAUUCAAAAAAUCCAAGAAUAUGGCAAUGGGAAAAUUACAAUGCGUCAAGUCGAUGCUAUCUUUACUGACAUUAUUAAGUCAACUAGUAAUGUAUUCACUGAGGUUCUUUCGGUAAUUGACCAGUUACUUGUCACCUAUCGUCAACAUGAAAAGAUCUUCACAACAGUGUUUGCAUCUUCAGCAAUACUCCUAUUCAUCAAACUUACAAACUGGAGUACUGGGAAAGUUAUCAUUACCUUUAUUGCAAUUGUCUUUCUGAUCAGCUAUAUUAUGAUGUGGUCACAGCUUUUGAAGGAAGCUGAAAUUAAACACUUCACAGCAGUAAGAAUACAUAAACAACCACCCAUCCAGUGCGACCCAGAAAAAAUGGGUAUUUGGGACAGAAUCACGGGUUACUUCGAUGGAACGGAUCAAUGCCUUGAGUAUUACAAAACUAUCAAUUACGAUCCCUAUCACGAAGUCACUCCAGUGGAUGUACUCGUCCAGUUUGCAGAUCGACUGAUGUUACAACCAAUUGCGCGAUUUGGAUCUGUAAUCAAUCUUGUCAUUCACAAUUCCACCAAGGACUUGAGCUUUGGAUUGAGAUGGAUCGUCACAAUUCUCCUUUAUGCUGGUAUUGUUAUAUCUAUCAUCCUGCUGCCUUUUUCUAUAUUUGGCGGUGAUUUUCGUGUCUGGUUUGGUCCAUUCGGGAUGUCUUUAGGAAAAUCAAUCACAAAUCAGAGUCACACACAACAAAAACACAUGGUUGAGCAGCGGGAACCUGUAAAAGUCAUUGUGCAGAACUACAUUGACAGUGGGUCACAAAAACCAGCCUUGAGUACAUCUGCUCACACUGUAAGCAGUAAUGAACUAGCAAAAGUUAAGGGCAAAGCCGGAAAUGAGGAAACAACGGAGAAACAAUCAAGUUUUAGUACUACGUGCAAAGCAUGUUGUAGCAAAGAUAUAUUCAGUUUGAAUGACUCACAUGUGACAGAGGGUGAAGAUCUGGUGAAUGAAUCGACGAAAAGUGAAGUUCGAAAAAAUGAGAAAGGAGACGGUGACUGUUGAACUAUACUAAUUGUUUCUCAGAUAUUUAACAUUUAUUAAUAGUACUACCGAAGUAAUGAAUAGUAGAUUUUUUAACGACAAUUUAAGUAUUAUUAUUAUCAUUAUUAUUACUAUUAUUAUUGCCUGUUACAAGGGAACCUGUUAUACCUUGGAUCUAUUUUCGGUUUCGAUUUAUUUAGAAAUCAGGCUGUGCAGAUGAUAAUGCUAACCGAAUUGAAUGUUAUUCUCUCGGGCCUUAGGCAUGUUAUAAAUUUGGAACAUUAAUUACAUAUUACGAUUUAUACGUUUUUUGGGUCUUUUCUAGAAAAGUAGAUUAGGACUCAAGGUACACCCAGGUAAAGUCCAAUCUGACGCACCUAAUUUUAGCAGGGCAUAAACAAGGUUGGCAGCAGUAGCAUCUAAGUUACGUCUAUUGAAUAACACACGCUGUAUCUGCUUAAUGCACCACUGCGAUUGGUUAGAUACUGUCAGGACACAAAAAAAUUUGUUUUUUAAUCAUGCGACUAUGUUUUCCUCGGUAGUAUGUACCUACCUAUUUAAUAUCUGGUGAUCACAUCAAAACACAUGUUGUUGGUAAAUUAUGAACAAGUUGUAUUGAUAAUAAUAACUGUGAUAUAUGUAUACUAACAUAAUAUUAUCGUAAAGUAUUUAAAAUAAUGAAAAUUUCGGGAAUUGUGAUGUAAGGUAAAUGUAUUAGUUGCCAGCCACAGAUAUUUUACCACAGAAAUAAAUUAGCUGUACACUUGUUAGAAGAAUCAAUUGCUUCACAAGAUGUGUGAUUACCACAAUAACUUACAAAAGGGAAUGAAUCGCGAUGGAAAAUUUCUAAGUAAGAUGAGAAGUUUCAUGGUUACGAAGUCUACACUAAUUUCCAACCAGAGGUAAAAAAAAGUGGCCGACCACCUAAUUCUUAGAGUGUAUAUGCUCUAGGUCGAGCCUAUGGCUUGGUCACUAGCACAUCCACUCUAUAAUCACGACAAGUAUAACAACCAUAACAAACAUACUAACAAUAAGUUUCUCAUAAGUAAACUUUACAUCACGUCUCUAUAAUCAUCUUAAAACUUCCCCAAUCGGAGAACAAUUAGUAAUCAGAAAUAAUAGACACAUUGUACCUGGAACAUGUCCAUGGUACAACACCAUGUCACAAUACAUUAAAACAAUCCACAGAAUUUUUAGAUUAAAAAUACAAUAUUGCGAAUUGCUACCAAACCAAAAUAGCGGACACCAUAGUGUGUUUCUAAUUUUGCUCUAUUUAGUCAGUACUAAGAAGAAAUAUACCCCUUUAUUUUUACAAAGCUUUCCUCUAUAUUUCCCGUAAAAUUAUCUCGCUUGAGCAUUGUGAAGCCUUCCUUUAAGCAGUCGCACGCGUGUUAUUUGACGUUUGAAACUUACUUAUCGUUGUUAUUAAGUGAAACACGUAUUAAUUUUGAGUAUAAAAGCAUAUGUCCAAGGUACAAUAGGGUCCCCCCUAUACCAUGUUAAAUUGAGCAGAAGAGUGUCAAAUAUUCUUCACAUUGCGAAUUACGUAUAUUAGUAGGUAAUUUUGUACUGUGUACAUAUUUCGUUUUAUUUAAAUUUAUAUAUAUAACUGUGGUGAUUUUGUUUUACAACACAUACCUAUAUUGCAAUUAUGCACUGUAAAGCUAAAAUUUGCACAUGUAAAUUUAUAGUUGAUGCAUUCUUUCCAUGCUUCUCACAGAUAUAUAAAAUUUGUUGCCCAAUGUAGAUUAUUCACUGCCGAUUUUUUACUAAUGCUUGAUGUACAAGUAAAUAUUAUUCUCUUUUUAUCGCUAAAAGGACAAUGACAGCUUCUUUUUUUUUAUUAUUAUUAACUCAGAAGUACAGAAUUGUCAUUAAUAUUGAUUAGUUGAAACGAUCUUAAAAUUCUUAAAACAUAAGUCAAAACAAGCUACAAGAGAUACUUUAAAACUUUAAAUUAUAAUCGUUAUGCAUUUACUAAGAUCGUAUUUUAUUAAAUUUGGUUCAUUAAUGUUAUGUUGCUGUUUGUCAGUACAUUGCAUUGAAAGACUAAUCAUUUUAAUGGUUAUCAAACGUCUUAUAUACUAUCGUCGGGUGUUUCUGAACUUGAGGUUGGAAAACCUUCAUUGUUUGUUGUUGUUCAAGGGAUAAAAACAUUUAAAAACGGAUGUUUAACAACAAUUUUAAAGCUUUUGAUGAUGCAGAGGUGUUUAUCAUACUGUCUCAAUUUUUUUAUUUAGGGCAUAUACAACCUAAAUUGCUACUGAAUCGUUGAAUAGUCAUAGAAAAAAUUAGGGGAACUUAAAUUUCGGUGUGGCAUGAGUUGACAAUUGUGCAAUAAGAAUAAUCAAUACAAAAUUCACAAACAAUUCGUAAUUUUUCUCAUUCGUCUUAUUAUUUUCGUCAAUUAUGUGCGUCACCUUUCUCAUUCAGGAAUUGCCUCGAACGACAGCUGAAGCUAUGAAAUUAAUAUUCUAUAAAAUUCAGAAUUUGUUGUAUUUUGUUUUUGCAUUUACAAUCCUACAAUCUACUUAAAUAGUAUAGUAUACUACAAAACCAGUUCAAACUGAUGGAAAGUGAAAGAUAUCGCUGAACGUCGUAUUGACGAAAUGAGACAACUACAAAAUAACUUAUUGUACUAGUAUAUAGAUUUUCUAACAAUUUUAAUGUUUAAACUUUUGAACUUUAUAACUUAUUUUUCAUAAAUAUUGUUGCUAUCAUUAGUGUUUGAUUAUAGAAAAUAGAGUUUAAUUAAAAAAAACAUUACAUGAAAAGUAUACAUGGUACAUAUUUUUUAUUACCACAUUUCGAUUCAAGAGCAUCAUAUCUAUUAUAAUCACACAUAA
This is a messenger RNA of Neodiprion fabricii, 4509 nucleotides long. RefSeq lists its product as uncharacterized. Bases 242 to 1684 code for a protein of 480 amino acids. Lineage: Eukaryota; Metazoa; Arthropoda; Insecta; Hymenoptera; Diprionidae. The record is from RefSeq and is a predicted model, not a curated record. Gene Ontology annotation, cellular component: membrane; endoplasmic reticulum. Gene Ontology annotation, molecular function: chloride channel activity. The transcript has 9 exons.